Lottia gigantea (owl limpet) is the source of this 1432-nucleotide messenger RNA. RefSeq lists its product as hypothetical. The record is from RefSeq and is a predicted model, not a curated record. NCBI's taxonomy places the organism in Eukaryota, Metazoa, Mollusca, Gastropoda, Lottiidae. Bases 1 to 1062 code for a protein of 353 amino acids. The transcript has 9 exons. Gene Ontology annotation, molecular function: calcium ion binding.
AUGUUAAAGGAAUGGACCCACAGUGAAAGUAAAGGUUGUUUCUUUAAUGAUGCUGACGACGGAAUGAUAAGUCAUAAAUAUACUUUAACAUUACCAGAAGCAUCGAACGUCUGGAUAACUAUACAACCUAUUAAGAUAGGUGAUUCAGCCUCAUCAUCACAUUAUCCUGUUGAUACUGCACUAUUUAUUUUAAAAAACAGAAAACUUGUUACAUUUAGUGAACAACGAGAUGUUAAAGGGAAAUAUGGUGUAAGAUGUGAUUUAGAUGCUGGUAAAUAUACCAUCAUGCCUUUUACAACUGGUUGUCGUUUAAAACCUAAAUCGCAUAGACGACAAGAAGAAGCACAAUUAGUUAAUGUUACAAGAGAUAAUCAAGUUGUUAUUACUAAAGCCUUUAGAAAAGCUUUAGAAGAUGCAUUUCAAAUGAGUGAUUUAGAUGGUAAUGAUUUAUUAUCAAGAGAAGAGUUCAAUUUAUUUAAUCUACGUACCAGUGGAGAAGAAGUUGCUGAUGAUGAAUGGAAUGUUGUAGAAGAAAAUGUUGAAUUAAGAGAUGGAGAAAUAACAAAGAAAGGAUUUAUACGUUUGAAUGAAAUGGAAGCAGAAGAUAAUAAUGGUGAAACUGAUGACUUAUGGGUAACGUUGACCAGUUUAGGAUUUAAUAAGAGUCUUCAACUAGAACAGGCUUGUCCAUAUAGAAUUGAUGUGUAUACUGAUGAAUGUGAUGAUGCUGACUUUAAAGUCUCAGGAUUAGAAAGAGUUGGUGAUAAUCUACAGGAGGCCCUUGUUGAAUCAGUCAUUGCUAAGGGUGAAAGCAGUCAAAGUAAAGAUAAGAAAGAUGUAACGCUAUAUACUUAUAUAGGUGAUGGAAGAGCAACUAUAGUAGCUGAAAAUAAGUCACGAUCUACAGUAAAAGUAACAGUUGAUUGUAGUUCUAGUAAAAAUUGUAUUAGUGAUCAGUCAUCAUUAGAAACUACUGUAACAAUACCAGGUCAUUCAUCUGUGGUUGCUAUGCAUUUAUUGCCAGAAGAUGAUAGAUCAGAAUGGUCUGUUAAAUGUGAAUAACUUACGCAAGCAUUGUUAUCAUUCCACCCUGGUUACAACAUAGAGAUUAUAGUUAUAUAAAAAAAUCAUAUGUGUCCUAUUUUAGACAUAUACCUUUAUUUUCAAUUUUUAAGAUAUUCAAAUCAAUAUGUGUAAAUUUUCAAAUAGCAGGAAUCAUAGGGAAGAGGAAAAGCUAUAGAAAAUAGAAUCUGUCUCCAAUACACAUAGAAAGUUUAGAAAUUUAAACCUCUUUUGAAUCUUUUCAACAUAGAUAUUAGAUUUUAUAUAUAUUGUCCGUCCAUUUGUUAAAUAUAUAUAUUUUUAUUGUAAUUAACUCUUAAUUUAUACUUAUUAUACAAAUCAUAAACAAUAAUAAAAUAUAUCUUCUUUU